Messenger RNA from Nyctereutes procyonoides (raccoon dog), 1026 nucleotides. RefSeq names its product outer dense fiber of sperm tails 4 (gene ODF4). NCBI's taxonomy places the organism in Eukaryota, Metazoa, Chordata, Mammalia, Carnivora, Canidae. The transcript is spliced from 4 exons. The record is from RefSeq and is a predicted model, not a curated record. Gene Ontology annotation, cellular component: plasma membrane. The coding region runs from base 14 to 982 and encodes 322 amino acids.
GUGGGUGUUCAGGAUGUGGGCCGAGGACUUUAGGGGCGAGCUCCCUGGGGUGGGGGGCGAAGAAAGGAUGAGCCACAGAGACCUGGAAAAGAAGCGGGAGGCUGGGAAGCAGGACAAGGGGGAGUGGAGUCUGGAGCAGGAGGUGAAGGUGCAGAACCGGCUGUCGGGCCCGGACCGCAACGGGCAGGCUUGCGGGGAGCACUACUCCGAGCCGCGGAGGAUCUCUGUGCUGCCCACGUGGUGGAGGAUCACGCACAGCUCCCGCUGGAUAGCGCAGGUGGGCGCCUCGGAGCUCAGCCUCCUGGCCUUCGCCCUGCUGCUGGUCAUGGUCUUCUCCAAGAGGUGGCUGCACCCCUCCCGGAGCCGCUUCUACCAGCGCUGGCCGCGCAACGUCAGCACCGGCAUCUACACAUCGGCCCACGUCAUGUCCAUGGGGCUCCUGCAGAUCUGCAGGCUGAAGAGCUGUUUCCCCUCGGAGAACGGGAAAGAUAGUUUUAUGCUGUGGACGAAUCACCCAGUCUUUGGGGUGGCCAUUAUAACCUUCUGCCUGGCGCUGGGGCUGGGCUUUGUCUUCACCAUCUGGCUGCACCUGCCGUACCUACCUGGUCUUCAGAGACUGCCUUUCUUUAGCUGGAUUGGGACAAUCAUGAGCUUCUUUGAAGUUAUCCUUAUUUUCUUCACCCUCCUGUUGUUCCCUAUUAACCUCUGGAUCUUUGAGUUGAAGAAGAAUUUAUCAAUCCCCAUCGGCUGGAGCUAUUUCAUAGGCUGGCUGGUGUUUUUCCUCUAUGUCACCUGUGCGGCCCUUUGCUACUUCAACCAUAAACAUUUCUGGAGUGUGAUUAUGAACCAUCCCUGUGGCACCGUGUUUUGCAGCAACAGCUCCAGCCCCAAACAAAACCUUCUGAAGAAGCUGAUGGUCUCAAACACCUCGAUCAAGCAGGGGGAAAUCCUGAAUCCUGAGCAAAAGAAUGGAUCUCUGUAGCCUUGUUGGAAAUCCUGGCACCAUGUUGUGCCCAUUCACCUGAA